AUGAUAAAACGUCUGUUCUCAUCCUUGAGACGAUAUUCUGUCAACGCGUACACCACUAGAACACACAAUUGUGGAGAGCUGACUGCAAAGGAUGAAGGGGCACGAGUGUGCGUGAUGGGUUGGCUUUUUACUAGGGACUCUACGGAAGUGUGGCAGGCUGUAGUAGAUUCAAAACCAGAGCUAAGCAAAAUCGUCAAAGAUCUGCCUUACGAGUCUGUUGUUAAAGUCGAAGGAUCAGUUGUGAAUCGAGGGGAGAAUGCUAACUUGAAAAUGAAGACAGGUGAAAUAGAGAUUAAUGUCUCGAGCUUGACGGUGUUGAACUGUGCGUCGCCGCAUUUGCCAAUGCUGCCAGAUGCAAAAGCUAGUGAAAAGACCCGGUUAUCUAAUCGACAUAUUGAUCUGCGAACUGAUCAAAUGCAGAGGGCUUUGCGAAUGCGCUCAGAUAUUGUGCACAAUAUUCGACGCUUCCUCAUCGAAAACGCUAAGUUUGUGGAUGUUAGUGGAAACUCCACGCUAUUUCGACGUACUCCAGGUGGAGCGGCAGAGUUUCUUGUACCAGCGCCUGCACCGAAUCAAGGGCUCUGUUAUUCGUUGCCGCAGAGUCCACAGCAAUUCAAACAGCUUCUCAUGAUUGGCGGUAUUGAUCGCUACUUUCAGAUAGCUCGUUGUUACCGUGAUGAGGGCUCGAAAGGCGAUCGACAACCAGAAUUCACUCAGGUAGACCUCGAAUUAUCGUUUACAAAUCAAGAUGGAGUUAUGUCAUUAGUCGAGCAGAUGUUGACGUCAGCAUGGCCUGAGGAGUUGGCUGAUUUGAAACCCAUGCACACCAUUUCCUCGUCUCAGUUAUUGUGA
Ostertagia ostertagi is the source of this 852-nucleotide messenger RNA. The record is from the annotation of a GenBank genome assembly. NCBI's taxonomy places the organism in Eukaryota, Metazoa, Nematoda, Chromadorea, Rhabditida, Trichostrongylidae.